Molecule: messenger RNA, 654 nt
Organism: Encephalitozoon cuniculi GB-M1
Lineage: Eukaryota; Fungi; Microsporidia; Unikaryonidae
Exons: 2
Coding region: 1-654 (217 amino acids)
Biological process (GO): translation
Cellular component (GO): ribosome
Molecular function (GO): structural constituent of ribosome
Source: RefSeq, marked provisional
AUGAAGUUGAACAUAGCAUACCCGACGAAUGGCACGCAGAAGAUGUUUGAGAUUGAGAGGAGGAAUGAAGUCCGCCUGUAUGACAAGAAGAUAGGAGACCAGUUUGAUGGAGGUAUUCUUGGGGAGGAGUUUGAGGGAACGAUCAUGGAGAUUACUGGGGGCGAUGACUACCAAGGAUUUCCAAUGGUGAGUGGACAUCUGACCAAGAAGAGAGUGAGGCCUCUUCUAUCGAAGGGCGAUGCAGGAUACAGAUGCAGGCGCAAGGGAGUAAGGCGACGCAAGAGUGUCCGGGGAUCCAUAGUUUCUGAGGAGAUCUGCGUGCUGAAUCUGAUAAUCCUGCGCCCUGGCGAGAAGGAGAUAGACGGCCUUACAAAUGCUGUCAACGACGUGUCACAUCUUCCCAGGAAAGAGAAGAAGCUCAGGAAGAUGUUUGGGGUUCCUGACGAGGAAAAGAACGUUGUGGGGUACAUUAGGAAUAUACUGAAGUCUGAGUGCGAUGACCCGAAGAAGAUACCCAAGAUUCGACACAAUGGAAAAAGGAUGAAGAGGGAGCAGGAGAGGAGGGAGCAGAUAAUGAAGAUUAGGUUGGAAAGGAAGAGGAUACUGGAGGAAGAGAGGAAGGAAUAUCUCGAGAAGUAUUUCAAUAAAGCCUGA